Tachyglossus aculeatus (Australian echidna) is the source of this 1068-nucleotide messenger RNA. It is a transcript of the gene OPN5, whose product is annotated as opsin 5. The record is from RefSeq and is a predicted model, not a curated record. The transcript is spliced from 6 exons. Lineage: Eukaryota; Metazoa; Chordata; Mammalia; Monotremata; Tachyglossidae. Gene Ontology annotation, biological process: visual perception; G protein-coupled receptor signaling pathway. Bases 1 to 1068 code for a protein of 355 amino acids. Gene Ontology annotation, molecular function: G protein-coupled receptor activity. Gene Ontology annotation, cellular component: membrane.
AUGAGCAGCAUGACUAACUACAGCACUCCCCAGCUUGGGGACUACUUGCCUCACUAUCUCCGGGAAGGGGACCCCUUUGUAUCUAAGCUCUCCUGGGAAGCCGACCUAGUGGCUGGAGUUUACUUGAUGAUAAUCGGGGUGCUCUCAACCCUGGGAAAUGGAUAUGUCAUUUAUAUGUCUUCCAGACGCAAAAAGAAGUUGAGGCCUGCCGAAAUAAUGACGGUCAACCUUGCAGUCUGUGAUUUAGGGAUUUCAGUUGUAGGUAAGCCUUUCACUAUCGUUUCUUGCUUCUGUCAUCGCUGGGUGUUCGGCUGGAUGGGCUGCCGGUGGUAUGGAUGGGCUGGUUUUUUCUUUGGCUGUGGGAGCCUUAUCACCAUGACAGCUGUCAGCCUGGAUAGAUACUUGAAAAUCUGCCACUUAUCUUAUGGCACCUGGCUGAAGAGACAUCACGCUUACAUCUGCCUGGCGAUCAUUUGGUCCUACGCUUCCUUCUGGGCAACCAUGCCCCUGGUGGGGCUGGGGAACUAUGCUCCCGAGCCGUUUGGUACCUCGUGUACCUUGGACUGGUGGUUGGCUCAGGCCUCGGUGGCUUGUCAGGCCUUCAUCCUGAACAUCCUCUUCUUCUGCCUGCUGCUGCCAACAGCCGUGAUUGUGUUUUCCUACGUGAAGAUUAUCGCUAAGGUGAAGUCAUCCACCAAAGAAGUGGCCCAUUUUGACAGCCGGAUCCAGAACAGCCACGUGCUGGAAAUGAAGCUUACAAAGGUGGCAAUGUUGAUCUGUGCAGGAUUCCUGAUAGCCUGGAUCCCCUACGCCGUGGUUUCCCUGUGGUCAGCCUUCGGGCAGCCCGACUCCAUUCCCAUUCAGUUUUCCGUGGUGCCGACCCUGCUUGCAAAAUCGGCAGCGAUGUAUAACCCGAUUAUUUACCAGGUCAUCGAUUGCAAAAUUUCCUGUUGCCGAUCUGGUGGGCCGAAAACAGGCAAGAAGGAAUCUUCGAAGAACUCCAGAUUGCAUUCUGUGUCCACCAUCAGAAAGCCUUCGGCAGUUUCUGGACCACAUCAAGAAGUAUGA